GACCACGCGAUGUUUGUUCCUUCCUCCCCGAGUGGAUCCCUCCUCUCCCCCCUCAAGUCCCUCCGCCGGAGACUGCGACCCCUGCCGUGAACGCCGCCGUCUGUGAGGGAGUGGUGGCGGCUGUCAGACUUCGCCAUCCCGCCCAGGUUUGUGGUGGACGAGAGCGGGGCCGCUGCUGCUGCCAUGACGCUGCAGCUGAGGAACCAGGACGCAGCCUACUAUCAGACUGCACACUAUCGCAGGAAUAUUACCGGUGUCAGCAGCCAUUAUCUUCCCCCUUUGCCAGGUCCAGAGACCAUGUUGAAGCCUGCCCUCCGCCUCUUUAGCCAUCCACAGCAGCCUUUUCAACACAUGGACUCUUUGCACCAGCUGGGACCUCCACCAAUGUUGCCUACACAGACUCUCUGCCCUCCACCAGUCGGCCCGACCCCUGCAAUUGGACCGCCAAAUAUCCCUCCCAACCAGACUCUGGGGCCCCCUCUCAUCACUGCUACUCACACCUUGAGGCCUCCUGCACACAGCCUAGGCCCACCACCAGUGGUUCCUGCUCAGCCACUGGGGCCCCUUUCUAUGAUGCAAAACUUGGGUCCUCUGUGUCUGGACCAUGCAAUGGUGCCUCCCUCCUUAGAGCUCACACAACCACCUCUGAACAAUGCACAUGCAUUGGUGACCCCAGUGCCUGCUGGACCUAACAGAUUCCCCUUGCCCUCCCCUCUUACUUCUAGCCCAGAAUCCACACAACUGCACCUAAGAUCUGGACCUCCGCUGAUCCCAUCCCCCGUGUGCGGCCUUAUUCAAUGCCCUCCUCGGGGUCAGACGGCCCCAGACUGCGAGCAGUCCCAGGAUGAGGGCUCUCCUCUGGCUGGGGAAGAACAGGAAGACACUUUUGGCCUGGAAGAACUUUGUAAACCAUUGUACUGUAAACUUUGCAAUGUUACCCUCAACUCAGCUCAGCAGGCACAGGCUCACUACCAGGGGAAGAACCACAGUAAGAAGUUGCGGAAUUUCUACGCCGGCAGCCAACAGCCUCCAGCCAUCAGGAUCCCAGAGGUCCUGGAGGUGGCUGGCCAGACAAACCUCAUCUCAGGAUCCAAUGAGAGCGAUACCGCAAGGCUGGCGCUGUACAAGGGGCCCACCCGGGUCAUUUUGGCCACAGAGAAUGAUUACUGCAAGCUGUGUGACGCCUCCUUCAGCUCGCAGUCCGUCGCGCAGGCUCACUACCAGGGCAAGAACCAUGCAAAGAAACUGCGUCUCGCCGAGGCUCAGCAGAGCAUCAACAUGGACGGGAGUAGCGAAGUGACCCCAAGACGGAACAGGAAAGACAGCAGCGAGUACCGACUGGUGAAAAGUCGUCGUAGCCCUCAGCUUCUUACCUCCUUGCAAGGGCCAUAUUACAACCCAAGACCGAGGCAGCGGAUCCCUCGAGAUUUAGCCAUGUGUGUGACCCCCAGCGGACAGUUCUACUGCUCCAUGUGCAACUGCGGUGCAGAACAGGAAACGGACUUCAGACAACAUCUGGAAAGCAAGCAACACAAAGCAAAAGUGUCCGAGUUAAGGUACCGCAACGAGAUGGAGAACCUGGGCUACAGCUAAGAAGAAAAUAGGCCGAGGGACAACGUGCGACCAAAGUAGGGGCAUUUUUCCUGAGGGGUGUUGAAACACCGUAGCAUUUUUGGGGUCCACCAAGAAAAUUGAAAUCUAAAUUAUCCAAGUGAAAUAUUAUAUUUCUGGGUUUUUUUUUGUUGUUUUUUUUAAUUCUAACUCAGGAUGGAGGUGAAUAAAAAAAAAAAAGGUAUUUCAGAAGACGAGGAGGACGAAUGCAUGCGGAUGCAGACUGCGCUCAUCUUGUGCACCAAUCAGAUCAAAUCCAAAGCACAACCAAUCACGCGGCAGGAAUACGACCCAUGUGACGUGAAUCUGUCUGCCUUCGCUGACCCUCAGCGGUUC
Nerophis lumbriciformis (worm pipefish) is the source of this 1947-nucleotide messenger RNA. It is a transcript of the gene zmat3, whose product is annotated as zinc finger, matrin-type 3. Lineage: Eukaryota; Metazoa; Chordata; Actinopteri; Syngnathiformes; Syngnathidae. Gene Ontology annotation, molecular function: nucleic acid binding; zinc ion binding. The record is from RefSeq and is a predicted model, not a curated record.